Molecule: messenger RNA, 738 nt
Organism: Cloeon dipterum
Lineage: Eukaryota; Metazoa; Arthropoda; Insecta; Ephemeroptera; Baetidae
Gene: ODA-Dnal1
Product: Outer dynein arm dynein axonemal light chain 1
Exons: 5
Coding region: 139-738 (199 amino acids)
Biological process (GO): outer dynein arm assembly
Cellular component (GO): cytoplasm
Molecular function (GO): alpha-tubulin binding; dynein heavy chain binding
Source: RefSeq, a predicted model, not a curated record
GUGUACUGAAUAAACAUGUAUAACCAGUCUGGAGACUGAGAUUGGCUGGAAGGUGGUCACGUGACCUACAGACUGUCGCUUGUUCCGCAGAUCUGUGACGUUGGCAUGGCAACUUGAAAUCAAACCGCGCGAAGAAAAAUGAGUAAAGCUACCUCCAUAAAAGAGGCUCUAAAAAGGUGGGAGGAUAAAAAUGGGUGCAGUGCUUCUGAUGCAAAAGAAAUUCAACUCAGCUUUCAAUGGCCACCAAUCGAAAAGAUGGACAAUUCCCUUGCCGUUUUAGCCAAAUGCGAGAAACUGUCAAUAUCAACAAAUAUGGUUGAAAAGAUUGCAGGUCUCAACUCAAUGAAAAAUCUAAGAAUUUUAUCACUGGGGAGAAACUAUGUAAAAUCUUUGGCAGGUUUGGAAGGUGUGGCUGACACAUUGGAGGAAUUAUGGAUUUCUUACAACUUGAUAGAAAAAAUGAAGGGAAUAAACGUGUUAAAGAACCUUAGAGUUUUAUACAUGUCCAACAACCUCAUCAGAGAGUGGGCAGAGUAUGUGAAACUAGCCGAGAUUCCUUCUCUGGAAGAACUAUCGUUUGUUGGUAACCCUCUCCAAGAGACCUGUGAGGAGGGCACUUGGCGCACUGAAGCAGCAAGAAGGCUGCCAAAUUUGAAAAAGCUAGACGGAGAACCUGUCAUCCGAGAAGAAGGGGUUGAGGAGCAAGCAGCUGCCCCUCCAGCACAAGUACAGCAAUGA